AAGGCCAGUAUCUUAUCUCUCAAGUUCAAGUUCCGAGGACUUGCCCUAAGUCAUUUUUACCAUCCUUAGCAGCCGCGGGAAGCUGGGAUCCUGGGGCUGCUGGUCCCAGAGCCAGCGCUGCCAGUCCCACUCUGUCUGUCCGUCCGUCCGGCGCGCAGUAUCCUGGCGCAGUCACCUCUCUCCCUUCCUCUGCCUCCCUCCCUUCCUCUCUUUCCUGCUCUACUUCCCCCUUCCCCUCUUGCCUCUUAAGUUUCCUGCACCGUGAAUCCAACUGUGCCAAGCCUAGGCUCCCGCGGAACCAGUCCUGAGCCUGGCCGGGACCCUGGGACGCCAUCUCCGCGGAGGCUGGACGCGGCAGCGGACCGGUCCGCGCCCGGGCAUGGAGACCAAGCGCCAGGGAGGGCAUGUCCGGGGCGCCGGAGACGCCAGGCCCGAGUAGCUCCUCCAUGGAGUCUGCCCAGAGCGGCCCCUGCUCACCGGAUUCGCCCCCAGUCCUGUGCGGCUGCUGAGAGCGCUCCUUGCUCUGUGAAGUGGAUGUCAGGUGGAUCUAUGUUUUUGAAGGAACAAAGACUCAGCGAAGGCAACGUGGAGGAAGUUUGAGACGCGGGAGGAUGCAGGCUGCGUGCUGGUACGUGCUUCUCCUCCUGCAGCCCACCAUCUACUUGGUCACGUGUGCCAAUUUAACAAAUGGUGGAAAGUCAGAACUUCUAAAAUCGGGAAGCAGCAAAUCCACACUAAAGCACAUAUGGACAGAAAGCAGCAAAGACUUGUCUAUCAGCCGCCUCCUGUCACAGACUUUUCGUGGCAAAGAAAACGACACAGAUUUAGACCUGCGAUAUGACACCCCAGAACCUUAUUCUGAGCAAGACCUCUGGGACUGGCUGAGGAACUCCACGGACCUUCAAGAGCCUCGGCCCAGGGCCAAGCGAAGGCCCAUUGUUAAGACGGGCAAGUUUAAGAAAAUGUUUGGAUGGGGUGACUUUCAUUCCAACAUCAAAACAGUGAAGCUAAACCUGUUGAUAACUGGAAAAAUUGUAGAUCAUGGCAAUGGGACAUUUAGUGUUUACUUCAGGCAUAAUUCCACGGGUCAAGGGAAUGUAUCUGUCAGCUUGGUGCCCCCGACAAAAAUAGUGGAAUUCGACUUGGCACAACAAACCGUGAUUGAUGCCAAAGAUUCCAAGUCCUUUAACUGUCGCAUCGAAUAUGAAAAGGUUGACAAGGCCACCAAGAACACACUCUGCAACUAUGACCCUUCAAAAACCUGUUACCAGGAGCAGACCCAAAGUCAUGUAUCCUGGCUCUGCUCCAAGCCCUUCAAGGUGAUCUGUAUUUACAUUUCCUUUUAUAGUACAGAUUAUAAACUGGUACAGAAAGUGUGCCCCGACUACAACUAUCACAGCGACACACCUUACUUCCCCUCGGGAUGAGGGUGAUCGUGAGGUGGAUUGAGACUGAAGCCUGAGGAGUUAAAGGUCAUAUGACAGGGCUGUCGCCUCAGAGAAGAAGGUCACAUCUGUUGCCUGGAAUAUGUCUACACUGCUGCUCUUGUCAACUGGCUGCAAAACUGCUAGUGGAAAACAAUCUGAUGUAAUUUCUGCCCAGUCAGCUUCAUCUCUCAGUAUAGUUGUAAAUCACCAUAGGUUUUCAAGCCACACUUGAAGACACGCUCUCACACAUAGAUGUACACAAACACACACACUGAACACAUUUCAGCUGGCAUCUGUCACGACUCCUGUUCAGAGGGCUUGCAUUGUCUGACUCAUAAUGGUUCAGGAUCAAACAUCAUCAGGCAAAAGGAUUAACUUGACAGUGGAUGGUUUCUAACACUUGCUGUUGUGGAAAUCCCUUUUAAAGUCUUGAGCACAUGCUAAUCAAUAGUCCCCAUUCAUGCAUACCUAUUGCUUGGAGUAGCUGUACUGGUAAAUACUACUGUAGGAGUAUAUGCUUGUUAAAAUGGAAAAAAUAUGUCUUUAGAGCUCAGUAUUCUUUAUUUUAUGAACAACAACAAAGUGUAGUAACUUUUUUUCCAGCAUACUGUAGGCACAUUCAAGGUGAUACAAGAUGGCUCUUUUUUCUAUGGAGGGAGCCUGUUCUCAGUAAAGAUGAGCCAACAUUUGGAAUUUACAUGUGGGCAGAUACUGGAGUACAGCUUCCAUCACCAACCAUUGGACUUUUUGCAAAGUUGAGACCAGCUAAAGCUGCUUAAAACAAGUUCUGAUCAUUCUAUAAGAAAGGAAAUGCCUGACAGACACCAUGUAAGUUAUAAGUGUCUGUCUUAUCUUUACUACACACAAAUAUUGUAAUAAAUUCAAUAUCCUAGUCUUCAUUUGUAUGAAUGGUUUGUAUUGUACAUAGUUUAACCAAGUGUUAUUUGAGCUGCUUAUUAAUAUUAACUUGUACUUGUCUCUCUGCUUGUUAUUGGUUAAAAAAGAAAAAAAAAGGAUAUGAGGAAUCCAUUUUAUCAAUGUAGCUGUGAAUUCCAUUAAAAAAGGAAAGUUAAUGUACAAAGCAUUUAUUCAGCUCAAGUAUUGUUGACAGCUAUACACAUAUACCAUUACAGUCUGUCUGUAUUUAGAUAUUUUAUUUCUGGACAAAAUGAAAUGUACAUAAAAAUAAAAUGCUUAAAGUUGAGUUUCAAUA
Molecule: messenger RNA, 2640 nt
Organism: Myotis lucifugus (little brown bat)
Lineage: Eukaryota; Metazoa; Chordata; Mammalia; Chiroptera; Vespertilionidae
Gene: NXPH1
Product: neurexophilin 1
Exons: 3
Coding region: 612-1427 (271 amino acids)
Molecular function (GO): signaling receptor binding
Source: RefSeq, a predicted model, not a curated record